CUUGUAGUAGAGAAAGGUGGACGUUAUGGGAACUCUUACUUUGGGAACUCUUUCUUUAGCAAGUCUCAUCCCCACAGUAAUUGCUGCUGUCAUUCUGGUUGCCUUGAGGAUGGAUCCAGUGGUACUGAGCUACCAGGACAGUCUUCUGCGGUGCUCAGAUGUGGCACUUUUAAAUGGACCCCACUGGCUCAAUGAUCAAGUCAUAGGUUUUGCCUUUGAGUACUUUGCAACAGAGCGCUUCAAAAGUUUGGGCGAGAAGGUCUGUUUCAUCAGCCCUGAAGUCGCUCAGUUUAUAAAGUACGCUUCAUGUCAAGAGGAACUCGCCAUUUUCCUGGAGCCGCUGAGUCUUGCGUCUUGUCGGUGUGUUUUUUUGGCUGUCAAUGACAACUCUAAUCAAUCAGCCGCUGGCUCCCAUUGGAGCCUGCUUCUCUAUCGGCGAGACACCAACCAGUUCUCCCACUACGACUCUCAGAGUGAAAGCAACUCAUUGCAUGCUCGCCAAAUUGCAGCUAAGUUGGAGGCUUUUGUAGGCACUGGAGCGAAAGUGCCCUUUGUGGAGGAGCAAAACCCCUCGCAGCAGAAUAGCUAUGACUGCAGAAUGUAUGUGAUCUGUAAUGCCAAGGCUCUAUGUGAGAGUGCAAGAGUCGAGGGCUGUCCCCACCUGCCCGCUCAGAUCAUAACACCCACCUACAUUACACGGAAACGGACAGAAUGGUAUUCACUAAUACAGAGACUCACCAAGGAAUGACUAGCUGACCUUUUACAUCAUGCAACUGUAUUAGCCACUGGGCAAGGUGAACACACUUAUUUAUCAUACUCAAUCCUGCACAAAGGAUGCACAAAAUAAACUGCAUUUGAAAACAGCAUGCACUUCUCAAAAAUUGUUUUGCCAAACUCUUAAUUGAAUAGUUCACACAAAAAUGAAAAUUCCAUCAUCACUUUACUCGCCUCGCUUCAAACCCAAAAUGAGAAGUGAGAUGCCGAAUCUUCACAUUGCUUUUUUUCAUACAAUGUAAGUGAAUUUGGACUGCUCUGUCAAGCUCCAAUAAUUACAAAUAAAGCAGCAUUAUGGGAUAGUUCACCCAAAAGAUAAAAAUUUGCUGAAAAUGUAUUCACCCUUAGGCCACCAGAUGAAUUUGUGUCUUCCUCAGAACUGAUUUGAAAUUUUUUUUUGCAAUGCAUCACUUGAUCACCAGUGGAUCCU
Messenger RNA from Sinocyclocheilus grahami, 1204 nucleotides. RefSeq names its product sentrin-specific protease 8-like. The transcript is spliced from 2 exons. The coding region runs from base 26 to 748 and encodes 240 amino acids. Gene Ontology annotation, molecular function: cysteine-type peptidase activity; deNEDDylase activity. The record is from RefSeq and is a predicted model, not a curated record. Gene Ontology annotation, biological process: protein deneddylation; proteolysis. Lineage: Eukaryota; Metazoa; Chordata; Actinopteri; Cypriniformes; Cyprinidae.